This is a messenger RNA of Chaetomium globosum CBS 148.51, 2229 nucleotides long. RefSeq lists its product as uncharacterized. The record is from RefSeq and is a predicted model, not a curated record. Lineage: Eukaryota; Fungi; Ascomycota; Sordariomycetes; Sordariales; Chaetomiaceae. Gene Ontology annotation, biological process: fungal-type cell wall biogenesis; transmembrane transport. Bases 1 to 2229 code for a protein of 742 amino acids. The transcript is spliced from 3 exons.
AUGCGGCUUCCGUCAUUCAACCCACUCCUCCUUGUUUCCUCCCUCGCGACCGUCGUCGUCCCUACAAGCGCCGAAUAUGUGCUUCGAUCGAGCUCUCUAGCAUCAUGCCAGGAAAACUCGGGCUUUACGGCCAGCCUGUUCGAUGUCGUAUUCACCCCAAAUAACCUCACGGCUUCCAUCAACAUGAUCGCGACGUCGUCUAUCGAAGGCCAUGUUAUUUUCGACAUUUCCAUUUACGCUUACGGAUACCCCAUCAUUCACACAAAGGUCGACCCAUGCGAGGCCAACCUCCCUGGCCUGUGCCCUAUGACAUCCGGCAAGAUGAGCAACCCGUUCAACCUGCCUGUGACCAAGGAUGCGAUCGCGCAAAUUCCAUCCAUCGCAUACACUUUCCCGGACCUCGAUGCGACCGUCCAGGUUUUCAUCAACAGGACCGAUGGAGACCGUGCUGGGGAGAGUAUUGCUUGCGUGGAGGCCAACAUUUCAAACGGCAUGACAGUUGAUCUCAUCGGUGUGAAAUGGGCCUCGGCUGGCGUGGCCAUCCUCGCCCUUAUUUCCUCUGCCAUCAUCAACGGUUUGGGCUUUUCCAAUGCUGCCUCGCACGUCGCCUCCAACACCCUUUCGCUGUUUGGCUACUUUCAGGCCCAGGCCAUGCUUGGACUCUGCGCUGUGCCGCUUCCUCCGGUUGUGAAAUCGUGGACCCAGGAUUUCCAGUGGAGUAUGGGCAUCAUCAAGGUCGGAUUCAUCCAGGACAUCCUCACGUGGUACCAGCGGUCGACUGGCGGCGAGGCCUCGACUAUCCUCGACACACUCCACACCGUCUCCGUACAAGUUGAGAAGGUCAAGCGUUCCGUCCCGUUUUUGGAUUCCGCCGUUGGUCUUGUCGAGCGGUCGGCCGGCGGGCUCUCCAAGCGGGCCAUUGAGACUUCGUAUGGCAGCUACAUCGUCUACGGCAUCCAAAGGGUCGCCUUCCGGGCCGGCAUCGAGACAACGAACCUCUUCCUGACUGGCUUGACUUUCUUCUACAUUUUCAUGGUCAUGGCGGCCCUCUGCGUGGUCCUGUUCAAGGGUAUCUGCGAGUUGCUUGUGCGACUGAAGUUGAUGCAAAGUGACACCUUUGCUGAAUUCCGUGUCGGGUGGUUGACUGUCCUCAAGGGCGUUCUUUACAGAUGGCUGCUCGUUGGUUUCCCCCAGUUGACCAUCUUUUGUUUGUGGGAGUUUACGCAGAACGACUCCCCAGCCGCUAUGGUAUUGGCUGUGUUCUUCUUCUUCGGCGUUGUCAUCACUCUCAGCUAUGCUGCUUACAGGGUGAUUCGGAUUGCCCGCCGUUCAGUCGCUCUCCACCGGAAUCCGGCUUAUAUUCUCUUUUCCGACCCGCAUGCCCUGAACAAAUGGGGGUUCUUAUACGUGCAGUUCCGCGCCUCCGCGUACUAUUUUAUCGUUCCGGUUCUCGUUUACAUCAUCGUCAAGGGAAUGUUCAUUGCCUUUGCCCAGCGCGCUGGCACCGUGCAGGCGGUGGCUUUGAUCAUUAUCGAGGCGGCGGCCCUCAUCACCGCCUCGGUUUUGCGGCCCUGGAUGGAUAAGAGCACCAAUUCCUUCAACAUCGCCAUUUGCGCCAUGAACUUCAUCAACUCCAUCUUCCUGUUCGUCUUUACCGACGUAUUUGGGCUGCCGAGAUUGGUUAUCGGCGUUGUGGGUGUCGUUCUCUGGAUCGCCAACGCUGCUUUUGCGCUCAUCCUCCUCCUGAUGCUGAUCAUCACGACGGGCAUCAUUCUCUUCCACAACAACCCCGACACGCGCUACCAGUUUAUGAACGACGACCGCACGUCCUUUAUGAAGUCGCAGACGCACCUCGCCACGACAACCGAGCUCGAUGCCCUGGGUGCGACCGCUCGCGGUGACGGCAAGCUGUUCAAGCGGAGCGAUCUGGAGGAUGACGAGUCCGCCAUGUCGAAUCAAGAGCACACGGCUGCCCGCGCUGGAUCGCCCCAUUCGGGACCUUACUCGAACGGGGGUUCUAUCCGAGACUCGGCACGGAAUUCAGUCCGAAGCUCGUUCCGCGCGCCCGUCGACCCCGUGUCGGGCACGUACCCAAUAGAACCGCAUCACCUGCGGGGGAAGCCGAGUGGGAGUGUCAGGGCUCCAAGUCCGUUUGGGGCGUCAGGGUCGUCAACAAGCCUGUCGCACGGAACGCCGACGGGCUCAAAGCCGCCAGCUGGGCCACCGUGA